Balaenoptera musculus (blue whale) is the source of this 951-nucleotide messenger RNA. RefSeq names its product homeobox B8 (gene HOXB8). The record is from RefSeq and is a predicted model, not a curated record. Gene Ontology annotation, biological process: regulation of transcription by RNA polymerase II. Gene Ontology annotation, cellular component: nucleus. Lineage: Eukaryota; Metazoa; Chordata; Mammalia; Artiodactyla; Balaenopteridae. Gene Ontology annotation, molecular function: RNA polymerase II transcription regulatory region sequence-specific DNA binding; DNA-binding transcription factor activity, RNA polymerase II-specific. Bases 1 to 732 code for a protein of 243 amino acids. The transcript is spliced from 2 exons.
AUGAGCUCUUAUUUCGUCAACUCACUGUUCUCCAAAUACAAAACCGGGGAGUCCCUGCGCCCCAAUUAUUAUGACUGCGGCUUCGCCCAGGACCUGGGCGGCCGACCCACCGUGGUGUACGGUCCCAGCAGCGGCGGCAGCUUCCAGCACCCGUCGCAAAUCCAGGAGUUCUACCACGGGCCGUCGUCGCUGUCCACGGCUCCCUAUCAGCAGAACCCGUGCGCCGUGGCGUGCCACGGGGACCCGGGCAACUUCUACGGCUACGACCCGCUGCAGCGGCAGAGCCUGUUCGGUGCGCAGGAUCCAGACCUGGUGCAGUACGCAGACUGCAAGCUCGCCGCCGCCAGCGGCCUGGGGGAGGAGGCCGAGGGGUCCGAGCAGAGCCCGUCGCCCACACAGCUCUUCCCCUGGAUGCGCCCGCAAGCAGCCGCCGGACGCAGGCGAGGCCGACAGACCUACAGCCGCUACCAGACCCUGGAGCUGGAGAAGGAGUUCCUAUUUAAUCCCUAUCUGACUCGCAAGCGGCGGAUCGAGGUAUCGCAUGCGCUGGGACUGACAGAGAGACAGGUCAAAAUCUGGUUCCAGAACCGAAGGAUGAAGUGGAAAAAAGAGAACAACAAAGACAAGUUCCCUAGCAGCAAAUGCGAACAGGAGGAGCUGGAGAAACAGAAGCUGGAGCGGGCCCCGGAGGCGGCGGACGAGGGCGACGCGCAGAAGGGCGACAAGAAGUAGGCUCCAGCUGGGACUGACAGGGCCGCGGCCGCCCUGCCUCCGCGGGUCACCCGACCGCGCUGCCGUCGCCCGCCCCCGCCCGAGAGAGCUCUGGCCCCGUGAGCGGGGCCCGGAGCCUGGCCUCCCACCGCAGCGUCCCCGCCGCGCCAGUCCCCGCUAGUGGUAGUUUCUCGUAAUAGCUUCUGUGUGUGAGCUACCGUGGAUCUCCUUCCCAUCUCU